UGGCCGACGUCCACUGGGAGCGUAGUUUUGGUCAGGCCGUGUCGGCGAACGGUGCACGGUGUGUCCGCUGGUGAAAAGGAAACAUGGGGCACGAUAAUGGGCAGACGGUUAAGCGAAGAAGGUGUUAGCGAACUCUCGGUCCUUGUAAAGGACGAUUUAUGCGAGAGGACCGCGACGAUGGAGUCACGAGCACGGAGGACUCAGUUGCGAAGCGUUGUCGGGAUAUGUCUGUUCCUAGCGCUGACGAGCAUCAUUUAUCUCGGUUACUUUUGCCCGGAUCAUGUGUGUGCCCUGACGAAUCGCGAAAUCAAGGAGUCUGUGAGACUGUCGGAGAGCCUGUCCGUUGGCCCCGGCUCCGGCUUGUCUUCCGUCUCCGUUGAAUUCGACAAAAAUGGCCUGCUCUCGGUGCAUCCUGCUUUUAGAUUGCAAAGCAUCCAGGGGAGCCUUGGUUACGACGAUGUGUUUACCAAUGAUACCUUCCAGUUUGAUAUCAAUGCGCACGAUGUCAUCGUUUUCCUACAUAUUCAGAAGACUGGAGGAACACUAUUCGGAAAACAUUUAGUCAGAGAUCUGGAUUUACAGAGACCAUGUUCUUGUCAGAGAAGACGCAAGCGUUGUUUUUGUUUCCGUCCAAAUCGUAAUGAAAAUUGGCUGUUUUCACGGUAUUCCACUGGCUGGAAGUGUGGUCUGCACGCUGAUUGGACUGAAUUGACCAAUUGUGUUGAUACUGAGUUAAAUAAAAUUGAAGGGGAAGGGAUAAAACGUAGAUACUUUUAUAUAACUAUUAUAAGAGAUCCCGUUGCACGAUAUUUGUCUGAAUUCAGACAUGUGCAAAGGGGUGCAACAUGGAGAGGUGCACGUCACUGGUGUGGAGGAACUCAAGCAAAUAUACCACAGUGUUAUCCUGGACCCAGCUGGCAGGGAGUCUCUCUAGAACAGUUUAUGGCGUGUCCAUAUAAUUUGGCAAACAACCGCCAAACCAGAAUGUUGGCUGAUCUAUCAAUUGUUGGUUGUUACAAUUCUACACUCAGCAGCUUGGAGAGAGAUCGGCUCAUGUUGGCUAGCGCUAAACACAAUUUGCAAUUCAUGCCUUUCUUCAUGCUGACUGAAUACCAAAAAGUGGGACAGUAUUCUUUUGAAGAAACAUUCGGAAUGAGAUUCGCUGUUGCAUUCGAGCAACAUAAUGCAACGCUGAGCGCUGCUACUAUGGCUACCCUUACUGCAGAACAAUUAGAUGCUGUGCGUAGGCUUAACAGACUGGAUCUAGAACUUUACGAUUUCGCGAAAAAUCUCGCGUUCGAACGAUUCAAACGGCUUAGAGACCGCGAUCCGUAUUUUGUACAACGAUUUCAACACCUUGGUGAGCUACCUUCGAGACAGAGUGCAACAGAAUUCAAUUGGGAUUCUGUCAUUGAAGAUACGACAGAUAUUGAAUGA
Dufourea novaeangliae is the source of this 1437-nucleotide messenger RNA. RefSeq names its product heparan-sulfate 6-O-sulfotransferase 1-B (gene Hs6st). Gene Ontology annotation, cellular component: membrane. The coding region runs from base 97 to 1437 and encodes 446 amino acids. The record is from RefSeq and is a predicted model, not a curated record. The transcript has 4 exons. Gene Ontology annotation, molecular function: heparan sulfate 6-sulfotransferase activity. NCBI's taxonomy places the organism in Eukaryota, Metazoa, Arthropoda, Insecta, Hymenoptera, Halictidae.